Messenger RNA from Fusarium tjaetaba, 2436 nucleotides. RefSeq lists its product as uncharacterized. NCBI's taxonomy places the organism in Eukaryota, Fungi, Ascomycota, Sordariomycetes, Hypocreales, Nectriaceae. The transcript is spliced from 6 exons. Bases 1 to 2436 code for a protein of 811 amino acids. The record is from RefSeq and is a predicted model, not a curated record.
AUGUGUGGACCUCCGCUUCCAUCUAUUCCUGACCCAACCACCAUCAUUACUCUCCGUAAGCCUGAAUUAUCGUCUCCAACCGUUGAUGACAAUAUCUCGGGCAAACCCUCCACGAACCCCCUACCCCUUCCCGUCACAACCACUUCGGAGCAUUGGCUGUCAGAACGCACAAAAGUGUCCUCCAUCUCAUCACACGCGUUCAUCACAGCAGGUCCCCCGGUCUUGACAUUACCAAGUAACCGCGUCACUACUGCCCCCGCCUCCGGCGACGGUACUGGCCAUGUUACAACGAUUGCCAAUAGUCAGCUGACGACUGGCAAUUCGGAGAAGUCAUCGGAUGCCAGCCGUGAUAGCCCAGAUGGAGAUGCCACCAUACCAAACACGCACAUUGUCUCCGUUUCAUCCGAGCCCUCCCCUGCCACCACUUUGCCUGGUGGCCUGGUGACUACCAUUCCUUCCACCAAUAUUUUCUCGACAGGAACAGAUCUCUCCGAGACAACCCACAAAUCUAUCACUGACUCUCUCGGGGGUGAUGAUAGGAGUGUCACUACAAUAGUGACCCGCAGUACUAACGGCCGUGGUCCCGCGGCUUCGACUUCAGAUCUAAGUCUGCCCGGAAAUGAAACUCUUACACCCAUCUUAGGUCCGACUGGCACUUUCUCGACAGCACUGACCAAAACAGACAGUCCCAUCACGACACCUUUCGCAACCGGGACACUAGAUUCCGUUCUUUCGUCUCAAGGUGUAACUGAUAGUGAGGAUCAAAGCCAAGACCCCAGUUCCAUUGCGCCUGUUCCACCAACAUCGGUCGACCCCGUCCCAGACACUGAGCAGUCGAGUCAUGCAGAGGCCACCAAGUCAAAUGAUCCCCUUCCUACUUCUCCAAUCACUAAGGAACGACUUACUACAGUCCCUGAGUCAACCGCCAAUCCCAUAACCACAUUACCCAAUGGUCAGGUUACGACUCUACCCAGGCAUAGUAACAGUGAUGUCACAAAAGCUCCAGAGUCCACUGAAACAACCGGAGUCGUUCCGGUUAUUAUCCCAAUCACAACACCAGUACCCGAUCCAGAGAGAAGCGAUAAUGGUAUCAAGAUUCCCUGCGACAUGUGGUUCUUUGAUCUAUGCCUCGCUCCCAUUGGGGGAUGGAGCUUUGUGCUUCCUCCUGGCACUCAUCCACCUGGCCCCCCUCCUAUUAUCAAGAUCGACCCCACCGCACCUAUCAAGGUAGAUAUCACGGGGUCUAUCCCUUGGCCCGGAUUCACUAUUGACCCCGCCGGCAACCCAACAUUCUCCAGCAAGCCGGAUGACUGCAACACUGAGUCAGCUGAGAUGCUCACGUGGGAGGAAUGGGACAUCGAUGAGUAUUCAGAAGCACAGCUCAACGACAUAGCGGAUGCAGCACAAGCUCGUCUUGAUAAGAAGUUUGGCAGAUUCACGUCUCCUACAUCCCGAGUCACAACGACCGAAGCUACAACGGAGGCUUUCCCCACACUCACUCGAGCUCCUUCUAUUGGUGUUCCAACAUCGUCCGGCCUCUCUUGUGCUUCGACGGCCACUUACACAGAAUGUGCGGGCUCUGGUAACCGAGAAGCAUGUGUCGAGAAACCCAGUUGUGCAUCUUGGGUCAACACAGCAGCUGUUACAAUGACGACACCGGAGAUAACACCAUUCUGCGAUGCGGGCUACGAGACAUACUCGGCGACUGCUCAUGCAGCGAUACCAACUCAAGGCGGCCCCCUGAAGUUCUUCAUCCCUAUUUCGGAUGAUAAAGGGUCAGACUGGGACUUUGUGAUUGACGAUGAUAAUGUUAAAGAGGCCGUCAAGAGUUGGAAGAUCGGGAACGACGAUGACGAUAGCAUUGAGAGUGGAGAUGGCGGAAAGGGUCUUGAGAUCAAGUGGAAAGUUCCCGAGGAUUCUAGUGGAACUUAUGUUGAGCUUCUAUUCGGAGCCUCAGAUGUUGAUGAGACAAGGUUCGCCUUUACCGCAAAGGGCGGUAUUGUUGCUUGUAUGCCCAACUGCAAAGACGAUGCAACGACAACAACAGAUGCCGACGGUAUGGUGUGCACCCACUUUCCCUGCCACUCUCCCAACUGCGAGCAAGGACCCGCUCCUGAACCCCAAGCUGCCUGCGAGUUAGUUGAGGACGGACUUGCCAUUCCCCUCUUCUACACUGUCACCAUUGUGGCGAACGGCUACAGCUGGAUAGAUGACGAUGGGAAGAAGCUGAAGAGUGAAGAAAAGGGCUGCGGGGCGAUGACGGACUGGCAUUCUAGUGAGAUCGAAGUUGAGACAGGGGAUGGCUGGACUGCGCGGCAUAGGUUUACUUUUACCUUGCCGAUAACGAUCAAAGCGGGCUGUGUAGAGAGGGCAAUCGCAAGUGCCGGAGGGCCCUCGGGUAUUCAGUGUGACAACAAGGAGGGUAACUUGUGGUGA